AUGGUAUCAAAUGGCGUUAGACCAUGCCGCUUCUUUUCAGUCGGGGGGUCAACAGACCCCGCCGUGAAGGUCAUACGAGCACAGAAUCUCGACAACGAUUCAGAGCCUUAUGCUGCGCUCUCCUACUGCUGGGGCCAAGAUCAGCUUAUGAAAACUACGUCGGCAAACAAAGCCGAAGUGGAACAUGGUAUCCCAAUCAGUUCGCUCCCCAAGACCAUCGCAGACGCUAUACGCAUAGCACGUGAGCUCGGUAUCAAGCUCCUCUGGGUUGACAGCCUGUGCCUUGUGCAGGACGAGGAGCACGAGUUAGCCAAGGAGAUCGCGAGGAUGCAUCAUUACUAUGGUAACGCCUACUUUACUAUAUCGGCAGCGACGGCAUCAUCUUGUAGCGAAGGUCUCUUACAGGAUCAUGCAAUGCCGCGUGAGGACAGACGCGGUGUGACUGGUCCCUUCUAUUUCCCAGUCAGCCCUGACAUCCCGGAACAGUCUUCCUCUUUGGGAAUUCUCAGGUUCGACGUCGUCCCUGACCAAGCCAUUGACUCACGAGCGUGGACACUGCAGGAAGGACUACCUUUCCCAUCGCUUGGUCACUUUUACUCCGCGCAUCAUCAGAUGGUCUUGCCGCACAGAGUCAUACGGGAAGAACCUUUAUGA
Diaporthe citri is the source of this 654-nucleotide messenger RNA. RefSeq lists its product as uncharacterized. The transcript has a single exon. The record is from RefSeq and is a predicted model, not a curated record. The coding region runs from base 1 to 654 and encodes 217 amino acids. Lineage: Eukaryota; Fungi; Ascomycota; Sordariomycetes; Diaporthales; Diaporthaceae.